AAAAAAAAAAAAAGAAAUAAUCAAAGUUCCAUAUAUAAACAAAUCAUAUGAUUGCAGCAGGCAAAAAAGCAAAUUCUGUAUAUAUAUGAUAUUGAUAUUGUACCUGCACAAAUGGCUCUAACUUGUGCUCCGCCAUUGUUGAAUCUCAAGCUCUUCAACAAGCAAUCACUAACGCAUUACUGCGUUACCAGGAAAUGCAAUCCUGUCAAUUCCGUUACAGAUAGUAACACUCGCACCCUCCGUUAUCGGAGCUGCUCCUUUUUGGCUGAUGAUAAAGGAUUGAGAAUGUCUUUGUUACGGUCUUCUACAAAGCGCAAUUCGAUUAAGGUUGGGGUUUCUUCCGGCGAAGCUGAAUCGUUUGAUUCUGAAGCUACACAACAAGAGGUUUUUGCUUGGUCCUCUGUUAUCCUACCAUUUCUGUUCCCUGCCCUGGGUGGUUUGCUAUUCGGCUAUGAUAUUGGUGCAACUUCUGGAGCUACAAUUUCAUUACAGUCACCUGAGCUUAGCGGAACAACCUGGUUCAACUUUUCAGCUGUUCAACUUGGUUUAGUGGUUAGCGGCUCCCUCUAUGGAGCUCUUCUUGGAUCCCUCAUAGUUUAUCCCCUAGCUGAUUUCCUUGGGAGAAGGAGAGAACUUAUCAUUGCAUCCCUAUUGUAUUUGACUGGUGCUUUGUUGACUGCCUAUGCUCCUGGCCUUGGAGUUCUUUUGGUAGCUCGGCUUCUCUACGGUCUUGGUAUUGGAAUGGCAAUGCACGGAGCACCUCUUUACAUAGCGGAGACCUGUCCAUCUCAAAUUCGCGGAACAUUGAUAUCUCUAAAAGAGCUUUUAAUAGUCCUGGGGAUAUUGUUAGGUUAUUUGGUUGGCAGUUUUGAAAUAAAUGCUGUUGGAGGGUGGCGUUACAUGUAUGGGUGCAGUGCCCCAAUUGCGUUGCUUAUGGGGAUAGGCAUGUGGAGUCUCCCAGCAUCUCCGCGGUGGUUACUUCUUAGGGCUGUUCAAGGUAAAGGGCCCUUACAAGAAUACAAAGAGAAAGCCGUCCUUGCUUUGAGAAAACUAAGAGGCAGGUCUAAUGACGACAAAGUAUCUGAAAAGCAAAUUGAAGACACAGUCGUUUCCCUCAAAACUGCGUAUGCCGAUCAGGAUUCGGAAGGAAAUUUUCUUGAGGUUUUUCAAGGGCCAAGUCUAAAAGCCUUUAUAAUAGGUGGAGGAUUGGUCCUUUUUCAGCAGAUUACUGGUCAGCCUAGUGUUCUGUACUACGCAGGUCCCAUUCUUCAGUCUGCUGGAUUUGCUGCAGCUGCCGAUGCUACAAAACUCUCAGUUGUCAUUGGUGUAUUUAAGUUGCUUAUGACUGGAGUAGCUGUCCUAAAGGUUGAUGAUCUAGGGAGAAGACCCCUUCUCAUAGGAGGUGUUGGUGGGCUUGCCUUUUCUCUGCUGCUACUUUCUGCCUACUACAAGUUCCUAGGAGGAUUUCCUUUUGUUGCUGUAGCUGCUUUGCUUCUCUACGUUGGUUGCUAUCAGAUUUCAUUUGGACCAAUCAGUUGGCUAAUGGUGUCGGAAAUAUUCCCACUGCGUACGAGGGGAAAGGGUAUUAGUCUUUCAGUACUCACGAAUUUCGGGUCAAAUGCUCUAGUAACCUUCGCUUUCUUUCCACUCAAGGAGUUACUUGGAGCAGAUAAUCUUUUUCUUUUAUUUGGGGCAAUAGCACUACUUGCGCUUGUGUUUGUGGUACUGAUUGUUCCGGAGACCAAAGGGUUGACCUUGGAAGAAAUCGAGUCCAAAAUUUUGAAGUGAAACCCUUAAGCAGUGCCUUGAUGUGUAUACUUUAUUGCUUCUCAGUGUUGAUAUUUCAGAGAUCAUUCAACUGUAUAUUUUAUGGAUGAAGUUAUUUUGCAAGUGUUUAUAUUGGCAAGUUUGUAA
This is a messenger RNA of Erythranthe guttata (spotted monkey flower), 1914 nucleotides long. RefSeq names its product Major facilitator superfamily protein. Gene Ontology annotation, molecular function: D-glucose transmembrane transporter activity. Gene Ontology annotation, biological process: D-glucose transmembrane transport. Lineage: Eukaryota; Viridiplantae; Streptophyta; Magnoliopsida; Lamiales; Phrymaceae. The record is from RefSeq and is a predicted model, not a curated record. Gene Ontology annotation, cellular component: membrane.